AUGGACGUCAUCUUGAGCGAGACGGUCAGAUAUACAGCAUCAACUGUAUUUGCCCUAAGCGUCUCAUUCUUGAAGCUCUCUGCGGACCUCUUCUUGGGUUUUGAUCGUCCUGCGCAUACUAUUAUAAUAGCUUUCGGAUUAUCCGGCCUCUUCCUCAUAAUAUUCGGUCUUUGUACCACUUCUUCCUCUCUAGAUCUCGAUGUUGACGAGCACGAUGAUUCGAUACAGCUUUCAGACUCCCUCCUGUAUUCCCCAUCGGAUAUCUCCCAUAAAGCUCUAGAAAAGCUGCGCAAACUCACAUGCGCACAAACACGGAGAGUAUCGCUUAUAAUUCGUUUGGCGAUAUGUGCGUUGGCUUUACGCAUCGAAGUGUUACGUCGCACCCUACAGAAUUCAGAAUGCAUGAGAUCGGCCUCUUUUGCCUGCAUUCCUCUUUUGCUUUCGAUACACGUUUAUUAUAUCAACAGACGAGCCAAUAUUAUUAAUAACGCCCAAGGCUCCGAUUACACUGCAAAACGGUCGUUGGCAUCUAUAUUUCCGGUUCUAUUAUUAAUCCCUUCAGCCUUCCUCACUUCCUCCCUCAGCAAUGGCUGGAAAUCCACCUACAUCUGUCCUUUGACCGGGGCCACUGCGCUGUUCACGACAUCAUUGCAAAUUCUCGGUUUAGCAUUGGACACUUUUACUCUUAUUGCGUUUGGAGAACUAGGCCGUCAGUGCACUCGUCGUAGUGAUGGACGGAGGGUACAAACUGCUGUCCUCUGGGGCUUCGUGCUGAUUAUAUCCGAUCUGUGGAGUUCUCGGCGAGCCUUCCCUAGUAUUCCAGUAUUUGCUGCCGGAUUUUCUAUCAUUUUAUUGCAUGUUUCGGGGUAUUGGUACUUGCGUUCCAGUACAGCCACAGACCAUGAUAGAAAAAACCGUUCGCUUCCUCGAGUGUGGAUACGAUUGGUAUUUUUAGCUUUUCUCGGUUUAUCGUUCGGACUACUCAUAUCAGGGAAGAAAGAAACUGCACACCAUCCGAUUGACAUUCUUAUGUCUCGUGCUAAAACAAAUUUUGACCAGUGGGCAGCCAAAGCAAAAUCGAGCCAAAAUCUUCAGGAUGCUGUAGCUGAAUAUCAGCGACGAUACAAGCACCCCCCACCGCCGGGUUUUGAUCUAUGGUAUAAGUAUGCCACUGAAAGGUCUUCCGUAGUGAUUGAUGAUUACGACCAAAUCUACGAAGACCUUCUCCCUUUCCGCGCAUUAAGCCCCCGAACUCUACGUGAGUUAACUUAUGCCUUGGCAGCCGAUCAUUCAAAUGAUGUGGCUACCGUGAGCAUUCGUGGCGGAACUACGCAAAUACAAGAAGAUAUUCUACCCACACACAGAUGGAUGAUCGAAGGGGUGGCGAAAAUGAUUGGGGCAGUCUCUCAACACCUGCCUGACAUGGACAUAGCUUUCAAUUUGAAUGACGAAUGUCGAGUCGCUGUUCCCUGGGGAGAUAUCACUGCUCUCCACAAUUCUGCAAAAAGUCACAUCCACCGAAGUACUGGUAAUUUUACUGGUUCCUGGUCCGAGAAUCGUGCCUCAACUUGGGAACCCAGCGAAUCGGCAAAGGGGGCUCAUGGUCUUUUUACAGACACCUCUUUCCAGCAGGUAUACGAUCUCGUUGGACGCUCUGUCUGCCCUCCUUCAUCGAAAGCGGGGACGUCGUUCGUGUGGGACAGGCGAAAAAUUUGCUUGGACUGCGCCAGCCCACAUUCCCUUGAGCAGUUCUUAAGUAGCUGGACUCUAGCGUCUGAUAUUUGCCACCAGCCCGACCUGGCCUCCCUGAGCGGUUUUUAUCUAUCCCCAUCUGCUUUUAAAGUGUCCCGACCACUCUUACCAGUGUUCAGCCAGAGUAAAAUAUCCGGAUUUAACGACAUACUCUACCCAAGCUCGUGGAAUUAUGUAGACAAAGUCAUAUAUGAACCCACAGAGGAACACCCAGAUGUGCGUUACUCUGAAAAGCAACCCACUCUUUUCUGGCGCGGUACCACAUCUGAAGGAUACAGCUCUGCUGGCCAAUGGAAAGGCAUGGCACGCCAACGCAUGGUCCACCUUGCCAACAACCACACCUCAAACACAGUCUCAAUUCUCCUCCCUUCCUCCUCCUCCUCUUCCUCCAAAAGGCACCCAACCUUCUACAAAUAUACCAACAUCCUCGCGUCCAAGAUUCCCGCAACCCUUGAUCUACCAACUUCCAUCUUCUUCGCAGGCCAAAUAACCCGGUGCAGCUUACCGGACUGCAAUUUCCAAAUGGCAGAAUUCGGCCUGGGUCCUUCAACUGACUUCCAAGAACAUUGGAAAUAUCGGUUUCUAAUGGAUGCCGACGGGGCCGGGUUCAGUGGUCGUUUCCUCCCCUUCUUGCAAAGUAGGGCCCUCCCAUUUCGCACGGGACUGUUUCGCCAAUGGCUAGAUAGCCGGCUUACAGUGUGGUACCAUUUUGUGCCUAUCGAUAUUAGGCUGCAUGGGCUGUGGAGCACCCUGGCGUACUUCUCUGGAGCAAGGCAGGUUGGGGAUUCCGCCACUCCUUGGCCGAGUCCAAAUACGAAUAGGGACAAUAGGAAAAAUGGUGAUGGCCAAAGCAAUAAACAUGGAGACGCGAAACAAAAGCCACCCAGGAGGAUGAUGAUGAUGGGGAAGAAGAAGAGGGAAAAUAAAAAUGAAAUACCCAAUAGUAGCGAUACUAUAGCAGCCAGCAACAGCAACACUAACCAGAAGAUCCUGAUGGAACCGCAUACACGAGAAGGAGAGUUUAUAGCCGAAGAGGGUCGGAAGUGGGCUGAGAAGGCGCUUCGAAAGGAAGAUAUGGAGAUUUACAUGUUUCGGUUGCUCCUGGAGUGGGCUCGCUUGACAGAUGACAAGAGGGACCAGUUGGGAUUUCAGGUAGGAUGAUGAUGACGACGACGAUGAUGAUGAUGCUGCUGCUGCUGCUGCUGCUGCUGAUGAUGAUGAUGGUGAUGACGUUCAAGCAGCUGGCAUUUAUAUAUAGACUUCUUUUUUCUUUUGUAUGCUAACCCAUCCUUACUAUUUUUGUUGGGGGCAUGGGGAGGCAGUGGAUUGCGCCAAACCAACUUUAUCGCCGGCGCGAGAAGGUAGGACUUCUGCCUUAAGGGAGUGUGUGCAUAUGGCGCGUGGUCUGGGAUAGAUUGAAGUUGUUUAUGUAUGUACUGUACAUAUCUCUGAAGCAUACAAGCAAGAUAUUUUCAAGAUAUUUAAUAGAUAGAUCCAAUAUGGAAAUUUUCACAUUGCAAAUACACAAAAUAGGGAUUUGAGUUUCUGUAAUAUAUGAAGACAUACCAAUCAUAGUGUAUAUAGUUGAAUGAGAGCGGGAGGUAGUUGAUAGCGAGGAUCAAAAGAGGAAGUACAGUUAUUAAAAUGG
Molecule: messenger RNA, 3400 nt
Organism: Histoplasma capsulatum G186AR
Lineage: Eukaryota; Fungi; Ascomycota; Eurotiomycetes; Onygenales; Ajellomycetaceae
Exons: 6
Coding region: 1-2913 (970 amino acids)
Source: RefSeq, a predicted model, not a curated record